UGCUGGAAAACUUCUCCCACGGCAUGGCCCGGCUUUAAUUUGUUGGGCCUGCAGGACGGUUACCUUCCGCUGAGCCGCCCGCCCAGCCCCCGAGCCUCUCAUCUCCGCAGCCCUCGAGCUGCCCUGUCUGCCCAUGGCGGUGGCCGAGCUAUACACAAAGUACAACAGGGUUUGGAUUCCUGAUUCUGAAGAAGUUUGGAAGUCUGCUGAAAUAGCAAAGGACUAUAGAGUUGGUGACAAAGUCUUGCAACUCCUGCUGGAGGAUGGAACGGAGCUGGAUUAUUCUAUUGAUCCUGAAUGUUUGCCUCCACUUCGGAAUCCUGACAUCCUUGUGGGUGAGAACGACCUCACAGCCCUCAGCUACCUCCACGAGCCUGCGGUGCUCCACAAUCUCAGAAUUCGUUUUGCAGAAUCCAAACUCAUUUACACCUACAGCGGAAUCAUCUUGGUGGCCAUGAAUCCUUACAAGCAGCUGCCGAUAUAUGGAGAUGCCAUCAUCCACGCCUACAGUGGGCAGAACAUGGGCGACAUGGACCCACACAUAUUUGCUGUGGCAGAAGAGGCAUACAAGCAGAUGGCCAGAAACAAUAAAAACCAGUCAAUAAUUGUAAGUGGGGAGUCUGGUGCUGGAAAGACAGUGUCUGCUCGCUAUGCCAUGAGGUACUUUGCCACCGUCAGCAAGUCCAGCAGUAAUGCUCACGUGGAAGACAAGGUCCUAGCAUCAAACCCCAUAACUGAGUGGUCUGGAACAAAAGCCAUAGUGUCUUCAAGGUAUGCCUGUAUGUGGUCCUUUAAAGACCAAAGAAGAUUCCUCUUUAUUUUACAGUCAGAAAAUGAACGAAAUUACCACAUUUUCUAUCAGCUUUGUGCAUCUGCACAGCAGUCGGAAUUUAAACAUCUUAAAUUAGGGAGUGCAGAAGAAUUUAAUUAUACGCGAAUGGGAGGCAGUACGGUCCUUGAGGGUGUGAAUGACAGAGCUGACAUGAUAGAGACUCAGAAGACCUUCACACUGCUGGGUUUCAAGGAAGAUUUUCAGAUGGACGUUUUUAAGGUCCUGGCAGCCAUCCUACAUCUGGGCAACGUACAGAUCACAGCAGUGGGCAACGAGAGAUCAGUGAUCAACGAGGAUGAUGGUCACCUGGAGGUGUUCUGUGAGCUCCUGGGCCUGGAGAGUGGCAGAGUGGCUCAGUGGCUGUGUAAUCGCAAGAUCGUCACAACCUCCGAGACAGUGGUGAAGCCCAUGACCAGGCCCCAGGCUGUCAAUGCCAGGGAUGCACUGGCCAAAAAGAUCUACGCUCACCUGUUUGACUUCAUUGUGGAGAGAAUUAACCAAGCCUUGCACUUUUCAGGCAAGCAGCACACUUUUAUUGGUGUUUUGGACAUUUAUGGUUUUGAAACCUUUGAUGUGAACAGCUUUGAACAGUUUUGCAUCAAUUAUGCUAAUGAAAAGCUGCAACAGCAGUUUAACCUGCAUGUCUUUAAACUUGAACAAGAAGAAUAUAUGAAGGAAGACAUUCCUUGGACUCUGAUAGAUUUUUAUGACAACCAACCAGUCAUUGACCUGAUUGAAGCAAAAAUGGGCAUUUUGGAGUUACUGGAUGAAGAAUGCUUGUUACCACAUGGGACUGAUGAAAACUGGCUUCAAAAGCUGUAUAAUAAUUUUGUCAACAGAAACUCUUUGUUUGAAAAACCCAGAAUGUCAAACACCUCCUUUAUCAUCCAGCACUUUGCAGAUAAGGUAGAGUAUAAAUGUGAAGGUUUCCUUGAGAAGAACAGAGAUACCGUCUAUGACAUGCUGGUUGAAAUCCUGAGAGCAAGCAAGUUUCAUCUAUGUGCCAACUUUUUUCAAGAAAAUCCGGUUCCUUCUUCCCCAUUUGGUUCAGCAAUCACAGUUAAAUCUGCAAAGCCAGUCAUCAAGCCAAACAACAAGCAUUUCCGGAGCACCGUGGGGAGCAAGUUCCGCAGCUCUCUCUACUUGCUCAUGGAGACUCUCAACGCCACCACUCCCCACUAUGUCCGAUGCAUUAAGCCAAAUGAUGAGAAACUGCCCUUUGAGUUUGACUCCAAAAGAAUUGUUCAGCAGCUGCGAGCCUGUGGCGUCUUAGAAACGAUUCGCAUUAGUGCCCAGAGCUACCCUUCUAGGUGGACAUACAUUGAGUUCUACAGCCGCUACGGGGUCCUCAUGACCAAGCAGGAGCUUUCAUUCAGCGAUAAAAAGGAGGUGUGCAAAGUGGUCUUACACCGGCUCAUCCAGGAUUCUAAUCAGUACCAGUUUGGCAAAACCAAAAUUUUCUUCAGAGCAGGGCAAGUGGCUUAUUUAGAAAAACUCCGGUUGGAUAAACUGAGGCAGGGUUGUAUUGUGAUACAAAAGCACAUCCGUGGCUGGCUCCAGAGAAAAAAAUUCCUCCGAGAGAGACGAGCAGCCGUGAUCAUCCAGCAGUACUUCCGGGGUCAAAAAACUGUGAGGAAAGCGGUUACUGCCACAGCCUUAAAAGAAGCAUGGGCAGCCACUGUCAUUCAGAAGUGCUGUCGAGCGUAUCUCGUCCGCAACCUGUACCAGCUGAUUCGCGUGGCCACCAUCACCAUCCAGGCCUACACCCGAGGGUUCUUGGCAAGGAGGAGGUAUCAAAAGAUGCUGAAGGAACACAAGGCUGUGAUCCUUCAGAAAUAUGCCCGGGCCUGGCUGGCCAGACGCAGAUUCCAGAAUAUCCGACGAUUCGUGCUCAACAUUCAGCUCACUUACAGAGUUCAGCGUUUGCAGAAAAAGCUAGAAGACCAGAACAAAGAGAACCACGGGCUGGUGGAGAAGCUGACCUGCUUGGCUGCCCUUCGGGCCAGUGACGUCGAGAAGAUUCAGAAACUGGAAUCCGAACUGGACAGAGCAGCCACCCACAGGCAGAAUUAUGAGGAGAAGGGGAUGAGAUACAGGGCUUCCGUGGAAGAGAAACUGGCAAAGCUUCAGAAGCAUAAUUCAGAAUUGGAGAUACAAAAAGAGCAAAUACAGCAGAAGCUUCAAGAGAAGACUGAAGAGUUGAAAGAAAAAAUGGAUAACCUCACCAAGCAGCUCUUUGAUGAUGUGCAAAAAGAAGAACAACAAAGAAUACUUCUUGAAAAAAGUUUCGAACUGAAAACGCAAGACUAUGAGAAGCAGAUCCGGUCUUUGAGAGAAGAAAUUAAAGCUCUCAAGGAUGAGAAGAUGCAACUGCAGCGUCAGCUGGAGGAAGAGCGGGUCGCCUCUGAUGGCCUGAAAGGGGAAGUGGCCCGGCUGAGCAAGCAGGCAAAGACGAUCUCUGAGUUUGAAAAGGAGAUAGAGUUACUUCAGACACAGAAGAUAGAUGUGGAAAAACAUGUGCAGUCCCAGAAAAGGGAAAUGAGAGAAAAGAUGUCAGAGAUUACCAGACAACUUCUUGAAAGCUAUGACAUUGAAGAUGUAAGAAACAGGCUGUCUCUAGAAGAUUUGGAACAUUUAAAUGAGGAUGGAGAACUUUGGUUUGCUUACGAAGGACUAAAGAAAGCAACACGCGUUUUGGAGAACCAUUUCCAGUCCCAGAAGGAUUGCUAUGAAAAGGAGAUUGAAGCUCUGAACUUCAAAGUGGUGCAUCUAAGUCAGGAAAUCAACCACCUGCAGAAAUUAUUUAGAGAAGAGAAUGACAUCAAUGAAAGUAUCCGUCAUGAAGUUACCAGGCUAACGUCAGAAAACAUGAUGAUCCCAGACUUUAAACAACAAAUUUCAGAACUGGAAAAACAGAAGCAAGAUCUUGAAAUCCGCCUGAAUGAACAAACUGAAACCAUGAAAGGAAAACUAGAAGAAUUGUCAAAUCAGUUGAAUCACAAUCAAGAAGAAGAAGGAGCGCAGAGAAAGACCAUAGAAGCCCAAAAUGAAAUACAUACCAAAGAGAAAGAGAAGCUGAUGGAUAAGAUUGAAGAAAUGCAGGAGGCCAGCGAGCACUUGAGGAAACAAUUUGAAACUGAAAAUGAAGUCAAGAGUAGUUUCCGGCAGGAAGCAUCUCGUCUCACUAUGGAGAAGAGGGAUCUUGAAGAAGAGUUAGACAUGAAGGAAAGAGUGAUUAAAAAGUUACAAGAUCAAGUGAAGACUCUAACCAAGACAAUUGAAAAAGCCAAUGACGUGCACCUGUCCUCAGGACCCAAGGAGUACCUUGGAAUGCUGGAAUACAAGAGAGAAGAUGAGGCCAAGCUCAUUCAAAACCUCAUUCUUGAUCUGAAGCCCCGUGGUGUGGUGGUGAACAUGAUCCCCGGGCUGCCAGCUCACAUCCUAUUCAUGUGUGUACGCUACGCAGACUCGCUAAAUGACGCCGACAUGCUCAAGUCCCUCAUGAACAGCACCAUUAGUGGCAUCAAGCAGGUGGUUAAGGAACAUUUAGAAGACUUUGAGAUGCUGUCUUUUUGGCUUUCCAAUACCUGUCAUUUCCUCAAUUGCCUGAAGCAGUACAGUGGAGAAGAGGAAUUCAUGAAGCAUAAUAGUCCACAUCAGAAUAAGAAUUGCUUGAACAAUUUUGACCUUUCAGAAUACAGACAGAUUCUUAGUGAUGUGGCUAUACGAAUAUAUCAUCAGUUCAUUAUCGUGAUGGAAAAUAACAUUCAACCAAUAAUAGGUAAGAAAAGAAUCAAUGACUAAGAAAGAUUUAUAAUGAUAUUGAGACCUUAAAAAAUAAAUCCGCAUGGAAUAUGUAU
Molecule: messenger RNA, 4692 nt
Organism: Odocoileus virginianus texanus
Lineage: Eukaryota; Metazoa; Chordata; Mammalia; Artiodactyla; Cervidae
Source: RefSeq, a predicted model, not a curated record